GCGUGUGUGUAGAAGGAGAGGAGGGGGAGGAUCCUGGUCCCAAGGAAUCACAGAGUUCAUGGUGCCUGGAUAAAGCGUCAGAGUGAAGCCUCCCUGCUCCCAGCUGCUAUGUGCUCUGUAACCGGAUCAGGGCAGAGAGAGGGCCGGACCGGAGGAUUGUUUGCCUCCAAACGAGCCAAUGAGACCGGCUUUACAUUAGACUGACAGCCCGCCUCAUCGAGCCGGGAGACGCCAAUCUGGUCUGACAACUUUCAGACAGCCAAUACGAAGAGGAACGGAGGGAAAAAAUCCAAAUACGAAUCUGGCUUCCUGUAAGGUCGAAAACGUUACCUGUCACCUCACCUGAGCGUUUGGAUGAGAAAGGGGAACAAAUCGUGGCGAUGUCGCAGUGCCUUGAAGACUCACCUCUCCGGUUAGGGACCAAACUCACCGGGGGAGACGAGCUGAAGCUGCAGGAGCUGUACAACGAGAGGCACCGGCUGGCUCUGGAGGAGCUGCUGUCGGGAGGAAUAGAAAACUUUCUGGAGUUCCUCAGGAAAGAGAGGAUCCCCAACUUUCUGUCGGACGAUGAGAUGCAGCAGAUCCGCAGCGCUGCUGUUCCUCCUCCGCGGUGUGUGUCUUUCCUCGGGGAGGAGCAGGGCCCGGAGCUCAGCAGCUCGCUGGACUGCUCCUCCCUCACGUAUUUCCCCGAGGUGUCGGACGUGGAGCCGCCGGUGCUGGAGCUCGGCUGGCCGGGCUUCACCGCAGGCUCGUACCGGGGAGUGACGCGGGCCGUGGCGCACUUCCAGCCGAGCUACGGGGAGAGCAUCUACAGCUGCAAGGAGGCUGCCAGGCGGAUGAUCCAGAGUGCCAGAGAGGUGAUUGCCAUAGUUACAGACUCCCUGACAGACCUGGAUAUCUUUAAGGAUCUUCAGGAGGCUUGCACCCUACGCAAAGUCCCCGUCUACAUCCUGCUCGACCAAUCGUGUGCUCCGGCUUUCCUCAAGAUGUGCAGAAAUGUCAACGUCCGCCUGGACGACCUUCGGCAAAUGAAAGUGCGAACUAUAACUGGUACAACUUAUUACAUGAGAUCAGGAGCCAGGAUUACCGGGGAGGUUCACGAGAGGUUCAUGCUGAUCGACGGCAACAGAGUGGCCACAGGCUCCUACAGGUACAACUGGACCCGACGCAAACUGAACCAGCAGCAACAUUGA
Molecule: messenger RNA, 1193 nt
Organism: Notothenia coriiceps (black rockcod)
Lineage: Eukaryota; Metazoa; Chordata; Actinopteri; Perciformes; Nototheniidae
Product: protein FAM83D-like
Exons: 5
Coding region: 381-1193 (270 amino acids)
Biological process (GO): regulation of ERK1 and ERK2 cascade; positive regulation of cell cycle G1/S phase transition; signal transduction
Cellular component (GO): cytosol; mitotic spindle pole
Molecular function (GO): protein kinase binding
Source: RefSeq, a predicted model, not a curated record